UUGAUGAGUGAGGACGUUCAGCGGAGACGGCAGGGAGUCAUGGUUUCCAUGUUUUUCCGUUGGGUGGUGCUUGUGACGUUCAUCGCAUUCACCAUUGGUGGAAAUGUGUUGGUGUGUUUAGCUGUGGGCACAAGUCGUCGUCUUCGCCGCAUCAGCAGCUGCUUCGUGGUGGCUCUGGCUGUAACAGAUCUGCUUCUCGGCCUGCUCGUGCUGCCUCUCAGCGCCACGUUAGAGCUGCGCGGUGGUCGCUGGCCAUUAGGGGGCGCCAUUUGCAACAUCUAUCUCUCUAUGGAUGUGACUUUGGGCACCGCGUCCAUCUUCACAUUGCUUGCUAUCAGCGUGGAUCGUUAUUUGGCCAUCUCAGACCCACUCAGCUAUACCACCAGGUUCACUCCAGCACGAGCAGCGGCAGCAAUUAUGGUUAUUUGGAUCCUUUCAUUCACAAUGGCCUUCGCUCCCAUCUACAUGGGCUGGAACACAGCAGAUUUCCAUGUGCAGAACCAUGACUGGAGAAUAGGGGAUGAGGGAGAUGAGGGACGGACUUGCCGUUAUGAGUGGAACAAUAAUUAUGUGCUGCUUGGUGUCUUCUGCAUCUUCUUCUUCCCUCUGCUGGUCAUGUGUGGGAUGUACCAUCGCAUCUUCUGCAUGGCACGUGAACAGGUGCGUCGUAUCCGUGCUGCCACUCCGUCUUUCACUCGUUCAUCAACAUCACUGAGGGGGGCCACUCUGAGGGAACACAAAGCCACCAUGACUCUGGCUGCCGUGCUUGGAGUCUUCAUCAUCUGCUGGCUGCCGUACGUUGUCUUCUUCACCUGCAUGGGCCUGAGGCGUGAGACCGAGCCACCCCGACUCGCACACUCCGUAGUGCUCUGGCUGGGUUACUUCAACUCGGCCCUGAACCCCAUCCUGUACCCUGCCCUGAACCGAGACUUCAGACGCGCCUAUGGACAUCUGCUGCGCUGCAGGAACCCAAGCAAGAACACUUCCAUCUCCAUAAGAACCUCGGGAAAAGACAGAAGCAUAAUUUCUAAUGAGUUUCACAGUGCAAAUGAAUGCAGCAAGUCAUCCGUGGAGACGCAUCUCAACCAGGAAGGUUAAUGAUGGUGCAAGUCCAGAACACAUCAGCAAACACUGUUUAUCUGUAUUUAUAUAGGUUUUAGGUUUGUGCCUAAUUACAAAACAUGGACACAAGUACACCAGGAUAAAGCUCUAGAUGUAUUUCCACUUGGUGUCAGCAAAAUGAGAAGAUAAGAGAUAACAGGGACAGAUUCUUGGAAUAAAAGUGUGUUCCAUGUUCCUCAUCUCAUGGCCUCGUAAUAUUAUCUGGUAUUCUCAAAAUACCAUUUUGAGAAUACCAGAUAAUUUGUCACCUCAAUAUAUUAUUUAGUGGCCUCAACAUAUUAACCUGCCACCUAAGUAUAUUAUCUUGUGUCUUCAAUAUAUUAACUCAUGGCCUCAAAAUAUUAUCUCAUGGCCUCCAUAUAUUAACUCAUGACCUCAAUUUAUAAUCUAAUAGCCUGAAAAUAUUAACUCGUAACUUCAAUUUAUUAUCUCAUGGCCUCAAUAUAUUGUCUUGUGGCCAACAUAUAUUAACUAGUGGCCUCAAUAUAUUAUCUCAUGGUCACAAUGUAUUAUCAUGUGGUCUCAGUAUAUUAUCUUGUCACUUCAAUUUAUUAUCUCAUGGACUCCAUACAUUGUCUUGUGGCCUCAGUGUGUUAUCUAGUAGCCUCAAAGUAUUAAUUCUUCACCUUAAUGUAUUAUUUCAUGGUCUCAAUGUUUUUUCUUGUGGCCCCAAUAUAUUAUCUCAUAGCAUCAAUGUAUUAUCUCAUGGCCUCCAGAUAUUAAAUGUGGCUACACCUAAUUAAAAAUAAGCAUCACGGCACCUCAGAAGCCCUGUAGUUUUAGUUUUUGUCCUGAAUUUAGUGUAGUUUAAAAAAAAAUUAAACCCAGUUUCCUCUGACACUAAAUGUCACCAAUCAGUCAGGAUAUCAGUGGAGCUACAAUGCUACAACAACUAAAAGAAGCUUAUAGCUAUGUGUUUAGUGUAAUGCAAGCUAGAUGAUUUUACAUUUAGCAU
Molecule: messenger RNA, 2077 nt
Organism: Pangasianodon hypophthalmus (striped catfish)
Lineage: Eukaryota; Metazoa; Chordata; Actinopteri; Siluriformes; Pangasiidae
Gene: hrh2b
Product: histamine receptor H2b
Exons: 2
Coding region: 4-1098 (364 amino acids)
Biological process (GO): adenylate cyclase-activating adrenergic receptor signaling pathway
Cellular component (GO): membrane
Molecular function (GO): G protein-coupled receptor activity
Source: RefSeq, a predicted model, not a curated record